This is a messenger RNA of Apiotrichum porosum, 1437 nucleotides long. It is a transcript of the gene SWD1, whose product is annotated as chromatin binding protein. The coding region runs from base 1 to 1437 and encodes 478 amino acids. The transcript has 7 exons. The record is from RefSeq and is a predicted model, not a curated record. Gene Ontology annotation, molecular function: protein binding. Gene Ontology annotation, cellular component: Set1C/COMPASS complex. NCBI's taxonomy places the organism in Eukaryota, Fungi, Basidiomycota, Tremellomycetes, Trichosporonales, Trichosporonaceae.
AUGCAGCAGCUUCUCAACCCGUUUGCGCAAAAGUACCCCGAGGCGGUCGACAGCACGCUCAGCUCACAAGCCGCGAGCGUGCGCUUCAACCAGUCGGGACCGUUUGCCGGACACUACCUCGCUGCUGGCGGGUCUGACGGCCUCGUCGAGGUGUGGGAUGUCGAAAGCCGUGGGGUCGUGCGUGUGCUGGAGGGACACGUCAAGGCGGUGGGAGGCCUGAGCUGGUCACGCAACAACCGCUAUCUCCUCAGUGCAUCACUCGAUGGUACAGCCAUUAUCUGGGACCUUGCCGUUGCCUCGCCUCUUCUGCGACCCCAUAACCCGGCAGGCAGCGCAACCGUCUCGCGGUCAAGGACGAUCCGCUUCGACGCGCCGCUCGCGACGGCCCAGUUCCACCCGCGCAACUCCAACAUCAUCCUCGCGACGCUCACAUGCAACGAGGUCGUGCUGGCCGACUUGAGAGGGGAGGGGAGGCGGGAUGUUCUCGAGGACGUCAUGGAGGGCGAGCAGGACGGCGAGGGACAGAACGACGAAGGAGCAAAUGGCGAGGAAGCAGCCGCUCCAAGAAAGAAGUCCUCUCUUGCUUGUGCGGCAUGGAGCCCAUGCGGUAGCAGGAUAUACGCCGGCACGAGCUCUGGCGUCGUCCUCAUCAUCGACCCCGUGUCGCGACUGGUGCUCAGCCGCAUCCGUGUUGGUACCAGCGGUAUCAGGCAGCUGGCAUUCGACGCCUCGGGACAGAACCUCAUCCUCUCGUCGUCCGACCGCGCCCUGCGUGUCCUCGUGGUCAACCCGCGCACUGGCGAGCUCUUGCCCAUCCACCGCUUCCAGGACAUUAUCAACCGCACGCCCUGGCACGCGGUGGGCUUCUCGGGCGAUGGCGAGUACGUCAUGGGCGGCGCCGGCCACAAGAUGGCGCACAACGUCUUUGUGUGGGACCGCGAGACCGGUGCGCUGGUCAAGGUGCUCGAGGGACCCAAGGAGCCUCUGGUGGACUGUGAUUGGCACCCGACACGGCCGAUCGUCGCGUCUGCGGCUGACUCGGGCGACAUUCAUAUCUGGCAGACACGGAAUCCCGACAAGUGGGCAGCGUUCGCUGCUGGCUUUGAGGAGCUGGAGGAGAACGUCGAGUAUGACGAGCGGGAGGACGAGUUUGACAUUGAAGACGAAGACGAGCAAGCGCGCAAGAAGAAUGUGGCCGAGGACGAGGUCAUUGACGUGCUCUCCCCGCAGGACGACUACCCGCAGCGCCCGCAGCCGCUGUACGACAUCCACGAGGAUGGCGACGACGACGACAGCGACGACGCGCGCAUGGCGCGCAUGGUGCGUGCUGCGGCCGAGUGGGCCGCGCAGGGCCCAGACGACGAUACCUGGGAUGGGUUCUACCUGUCCCUCGACCUCCUCGAUCCGCCGCCAAACGAGGAGAACCGCGACGACUAG